Molecule: messenger RNA, 18182 nt
Organism: Rana temporaria (common frog)
Lineage: Eukaryota; Metazoa; Chordata; Amphibia; Anura; Ranidae
Product: SCO-spondin-like
Exons: 115
Coding region: 75-18080 (6001 amino acids)
Cellular component (GO): extracellular matrix
Molecular function (GO): protein binding
Source: RefSeq, a predicted model, not a curated record
AUGAUAAUGACAUGUGCCGGGUGAUAUACAUGCUGUACUUCAGCAGAUGAUGGGCACAGAUCUGAGGAUAUAAUAUGAAAACAUGUCGCCCACCUAUACUGGAGAGGAGAUUACAUAAUCUGAGGCUUUGUGUGAUUGACAGGUUGGAUCCGCCCACAAUGAGGACAGCGCUGCUGCUGACGCUAUGGACGAGGGCGAUAUUCUGCAGCGGGCGGUGGUGCGAGCGGACGGUGCAGGUGACGGAGGAAGAGGUGGUCUCCCCGCGGAGGGAGCAGCUGGUCCCGUGCUCCAGCAUGUACCAGUAUAAUCUGGAGGGGUGGCAGCUGGACCUGGAGUCCAUGAGACGCAUGUAUGGGGGUGACGCCGGCAUCGCCAGUUAUUACACGGAGCGGGGGGCCUCCGCCAUGUGUUACAUCUACAAACCACAGAGCACCAGACCGGCUGUGUGGAACCGGACCGUCCGGGCUUGCUGUGAGGGCUGGAGUGGAGCCCACUGUACUGAGGGGUUGGGAUUUCUCGGUCAAUGUUUCUCCACCUGGAACUGUCAGGAUAUUCUGAGUCCUCACAAUUUGACGCUGAUGAGCAUGGAAGAGUGCUGCACACACCCCUGGGGUCACAGCUGGGAGAACGUCACCUCCGAAUCCUGCUUCAGCUGCUCCUAUGUGCCACCAACAGAUGUGGCAGCACCAUUCCUGAUGAAGCCGUACCUCUCUGCCGCCCUCCUGGGGGGUCCUCCGCAGACCAGGAGGCUUUUUGCCACCUGUGUGACGUGGGGCGGCUUCCACUAUCGCUCCUUUGAUGGGAAACACUUCAACUUCCAUGGGAACUGCGUCUAUAACUUGGCGUCCUCCAUCGACGGCAACUGGGCCAUCUUCAUCUCCGGAGAGCCGUGCCCCGAUCCCGGACUAUGCCACAAGACUCUCCGGAUGAUAUUGGGGUUGGAGCAGGUCGUGGUGAAGGGGCGCUCGGUGACGGUUAAUGACAUUGUUAUACCGGAUGGAGACCCCCAUCUGCAGAAUGGAAUUAAUAUCCUCUGGCUGGGCGAUUUCAUCUUCGUAGAAAGUGGUCUUGGGGUGCGGGUGAAGUUUGAUGGCGGAAACAAUGUCUACGUGACGGUGACGUCUGACCUCCAGCACAGGACCAACGGGCUCUGUGGAAUCUACAAUGACAAUACGGAAGAUGAUUUCACGCGCUUCGGGGACGGUCUUUCUUCGAAUGUCGCAGCGUUUGGAAAUUCCUGGAGAGUCCGGGAGGUCGGCAUCCAGAGGUCAUGUGAUGACGUAGCAGAGGUCGGGCACAGCUGUGACCUCCCCGGGAGACAUGCCCUCAGGAAGGAGGCAGAACGUGUGUGUGAGAAGCUCCUGAGCGCCCCCUUCAGUCAGUGCCACCACAAGGUGGACCCCAGCGGAUUCUACGACACCUGUCUGUACUCAUAUUGUCAGGACGCAGCGUCUGCGCGGAACAGGACGUCCGCCGUGUGCCAAACCUUCACCAGCUACGCCCGGGAGUGCGCCCAACACAAGAUCACCAUCACCUGGAGAAGGGCCGGCUUCUGUGAGAAGGAGUGCAUGAUGGGUAAGCAGUACUCGGACUGCGUGUCCUCCUGUCCGGCCAGCUGCGCCUCGGUGGGGAGUUCCGAUGACGGUCAGUGCCGGGACGAGUGUGUCAGCGGGUGCGAGUGUCCAGCCGGGCUUUACUUGGAGGACGGCAUGUGUGUGCGGGAGGAGGCGUGUCCAUGUUACCACCGGAGACAGAGAUACUCCCCCGAGGAGACCAUCCGCCAGAGGUGUAACCAAUGUGUGUGUCGGGGAGGACGAUGGCGCUGCUCUCGGGAGAAGUGCUCUGCGGAGUGCUCGGUGCUCGGGGACCCCCAUUAUGUCACAUUUGAUCGGAGAAGAUUCUCCUUCCAUGGGCAGUGCGGCUACAUCUUGGUGCAGGAUUAUGUGGACGGGAAGCUCCUCAUCACAGGGGACAACCAGGCCUGUGGAAGUCAGGGAUCCGUGAGCUGUCUGCGCACCAUCACCAUCACCGCGCACAAGACUUCAGUCACACUUCACGUCUCAGGACCCCCCACAGUGAAUGGACAGGAGGUGACGCUGCCUUUCCUGAGCCCCGACCUGUCCGUCAGAAGCGUCUCCUCCUCCUUCCUCCUCCUACAGACAUUCGGGGCUCAUCUCCUCUGGAAUAUGGAAUUUCCCGCUGCGUAUAUCACUCUGCAGCCAGCAUUCGCCAACAAGGUUCGCGGCCUGUGCGGCACCUACAACUGGAACCACAACGAUGACUUCACCACCCCGGAGGGCGACAUUGAGACCAGCGCCGCGGCCUUCGCCAAUAAGUUUAAGGUGUCGGCGGAGUGCCCGGACGUGGGGUCUGUCAGGUUUGACCCGUGUGGGACGUACACGCAGCGCAGAGAAUUCGCAGAGGACAUGUGCGCGGUCAUCUCCAGCUCGGUGUUCCAGGUGUGUCAUGACGUGGUGGAGUGGGAGCCGUUCCAUCAGCUUUGUCUGUAUGACGUCUGUGGCUGUUCAUCCAGUAAGGAUUGCCUGUGUAGCGCUGUGUCGGCGUAUGCCAGGCAGUGUGCCCAGGAGGGGACCGUCGUGACCUGGAGGAACAAGACCUUCUGCCCUGUCCAGUGUACAGGUGGUCAGGUGUACAUGGAGUGCUCCACCUCCUGCAGAAAGACCUGCGCUGACCUGCGCUUGAAUGAAGCCGCAGCGUGCCAGGAAGUGAGCGGCUGUGUGUCUGGGUGCAACUGUCCCGAAGGCCUGGUCCUGGAUGAAGGCGGACAGUGUGUCCCUCCUGCUAUGUGUCUAUGUUAUCAUGGAGGACAGGCCCACCAGCCUGGGAGCUCCGUUCUGAGAAGGUGCCAGAAUUGUAUCUGUGAGAACGGAGUUUGGAACUGCACCGGGUCCCGCUGCCCCGAGGUGGCCUAUUGCCCCGGUGACUUGGUCUAUAAAUAUGGAUCCUGCCUCCUCACCUGUGACACCGUGGACCAGAACCAGACCUGCGUUGAUGCGGUGGAUGGGUGUGUGUGCCGGGACGGCACCGUGCUUCUGGACAACCGAUGUGUCCCCCCCGAGGACUGUCCUUGCCAUCACAAUGGGAAACUCUACCAGCCCAACCAGACCAUCAGCAAAGACUGCAACACCUGUGUGUGUAAGGAGCGCCGCUGGGAGUGCACUGACCACCAGUGUGCCGGACUUUGCACCGCAACUGGCGAUCCUCAUUACAUCACCUUCGAUGGAAGAUCGUUCACCUUCCUGGGAGACUGCCAGUAUGUCCUGGCCAGAGAAAACCACGGACUCUUCACCGUCACCACCGAGAACGUGCCGUGUGGCAGCAGUGGGAUCACCUGCACCAAGUCUGUAGUGGUGAUGAUUGGAAAUACCAUUGUUCACCUUCUGAAAGGUAAAGAAGUGACGGUGAAUGGAGUGGGGGUAAGACUUCCCAAGAUGUACAGCGGGAACGGGAUUAUUCUGGAACAAGCCGGACUCUUCACCAUCCUCAUCACCCAACUGGGACUCAGCGUUCUGUGGGAUGGAGGGACCCGCGUCUACGUCAAACUGGACCCCUCGUUCCGGGGGAGGGUCAGCGGACUGUGCGGGAACUUUGAUGGGGACACGGAGAACGAUUUCACCAGCCGGCAGGGGAUGGUGGAGCCCACGGCCGAUCUGUUUGGGAACAGCUGGAGGAUGAGCCUGUUGUGUCCGGAGGUUCAUGGCGAUGACUUUGAGCACCCGUGUACGGAGAACAGUCACCGGGUCACCUGGGCGAGGAGGAGUUGCGGCGUCCUCAUGCAGCCGGUGUUCUUGCCGUGUCACCAGGAGGUCCCCUGCCAGCAGUUCUAUGACUGGUGUGUGUACGACGCCUGCGGGUGUGACUCCGGCGGGGACUGCGAUUGUCUCUGUACGGCCAUCGCCACAUACGUGGAGGAGUGUAACCAGCGCGGGAUCUACAUUCGCUGGAGGACGCAGGAUCUGUGCCCAAUGCAAUGUGAUAACGGUCUGGUCUAUGAAGCCUGUGGGCCGCCGUGUCCCCGCACCUGUAAGAACGCGGCGCAGGAGCCGGAGGAGCGAUGUGCGUCUGCGUCCUGCGUGGAGGGCUGCUUCUGUCCGCAGGGGAAGGUCCUGCAUGAGGGAAGGUGUGUGGAACCGUCGGAGUGUCCGUGUUUCUGGGACAAUCUUCCAUUCCCGGCCGGAGCUGCCGUUCAGCAAGGCUGCCACAACUGCUCCUGUGUCUCCGGCGUCUGGCGAUGUCCCGAUGAGCCGUGCUCCGCCUCCCGCUGCGGAAGCGAUGAAUUCGCCUGUCACCUGAGCGACCGCUGUGUGCCGGGCGCCUGGCUCUGCGACAACGAGGAUGACUGCGGGGACGGCUCCGAUGAGAUCUGCUCCCUGACCUGCGCCCCGCAGGAGUUCCGCUGCGCCAACGGCCAGUGCGUCCCCCUGGGGCACCGAUGCGACGGCAGAGCCGACUGCGCCGAUCACUCGGACGAAUGGGGGUGCCCCGCCCCGGCCUGCAGCAGCUCCGAGUUCCGCUGCGCCAACGGCCGCUGCAUCCCGCUCUCUCACGUCUGUGACGGCGACCUGGACUGCGGAUUCGCCGAUGACUCCGACGAAUCAGGCUGCUCCCCAGGCUGCAGUUCCGCGCACUUCCAAUGCUCGCUGGGAAAGUGCGUCCCCUAUGUCCACCGCUGUGACGGCCAUGACGACUGCGGGGACCUCAGCGACGAGAGAGGCUGCCUCUGCCAGACCAGCCAGUUCCAGUGUCCAGACGGGCUGUGCGUGCCGAGGGGGAAGGUGUGCGACGGUCUCAGCGACUGCGCCAAUGGAACAGAUGAGGCCGUCUGCUCAGGGUCAGGGACGUGUCCUCCUGGGUUCUGGGUCUGCAGAGAUGGGUUGUGUAUCAGAAGACAGAGGCGUUGUGACGGGACACCCGAUUGCACAGAUGGAUCGGAUGAGGAGAUGGAAGAUUGUUCCCCGCUGCACCCGGAGCCAACGCCGUCCACACACAGCACAACCCCAGGCGGUGCAUCCGUCUUCCGCUGUGGCCGUUAUGAGUUCCGCUGUGGCAGUGGCGAAUGCAGACCCCGUGGCUGGCUCUGCGAUAACGAGGUGGACUGUAUGGACGGCAGCGAUGAAGACGAUUGUAACAGGAGCUGCGAUCUGGACCACUUCAAGUGCUCGCUGAGCGGGGAGUGUGUGGGGUACAGCCAACUGUGCGACGGGGUCCCACACUGCCGCGACCAAUCAGACGAGAGCAUGGACAACUGCGGUUCCACUCAGAUCCCGCCCUGUCCCGGGCACUUCAUCUGCGCUAACAGGAUGUGUGUGAACAUCUCUGUGGUAUGUGAUGGCUCUCCGGACUGUCCACAGGGAGAGGAUGAGAAGACAUGCGAGAGAAUUUCGGUGACCGUCCCCCCCUCCCUCCAGGAGAAUCAGACCUCCACCAUCUGCCCCGAGUACUCCUGCCCGGAUGGACGAUGUCUGAUGUUCAAGCAGGUGUGUAAUGGAAUCUCGGAUUGUGGAGAGGAGUCUUCUGGUUGGGUGGCGGCAGACGAGGGGGAAUGCGGUUUCUGGAGCCCAUGGGGUGGAUGGAGCGAAUGCAGUCAAUCAUGUGGUCCCGGCAUGCAGACCAGGAGGAGAGUGUGCACCAAUCCGACUGGAGAUAUCCUGAGGCAGUGCAGGGGGGAGCCAAAUGAGGACCAGCAGUGCUUCUCCGUGUCCUGUCCAGUGGACGGUUCCUGGACUGAAUGGACAACGUGGUCAAACUGUACCCAAGACUGCAGCGGGGUGGUGAUCCGCCGAAGGGAGUGCACUCCACCACAAAACCGGGGGCGCCACUGCUCUGAGCUUCCACAAUCCUCACCUGUAUCUCUGGAGAUUGAUGUGUGCCGACAAGAUGGCUGCCCAGAGUCUCCGCCUUGCCCUGCCGAUCUUCAGCAUAAGCCGUGUGCCCCGUGUCCCCAGACCUGCUCGGAUCUGACCAAUAAGAGGAGCUGCCAUGGCGAUGAGCACUGCGUUCCGGGCUGCUGGUGCCCCGAUGGGCUCCUGAUGGACAAUAUGAAUCACUGUGUGCGUCCGGAGGAGUGUCCCUGUGAAGUGGAGGGCGCCACCUACUGGCCCGGCCAACUCGUCAAAGCCAACUGUCAGAUCUGCACCUGCCAGGAGGGUCAGAUGAAGCAGUGCCGGCAGAAUCCGGAGUGUACCGUGAACUGCGGCUGGUCGUCCUGGUCACCCUGGGGGGAGUGUCUGGGCCCAUGUGGGGUGCAGAGCAUCCAGUGGUCCUUCCGAAGCCCCAACAAUCCCAGCAAACAUGGCAAUGGGAAGCAGUGCCGGGGAAUCUACCGGAAGGCCCGCAGGUGUCAGACGGAGCCGUGUGAGGCGUGUACCCACCACGGGAAGACAUACAGCACCGGUGAACGUUGGAGGUCUGGAGAAUGCCAUGUGUGCCAAUGUCUGCCCAACCUGAGCGUACAAUGCUCCCAAUUCUGCCAGUUCACUAAUGUGGGGUGCCCCAAGGGUCAGUUCCUGGUGGAGGGCUCGGGGGACACCUGCUGCCAUUGUUCGGAGACAGCGCCAAACAAGACAGAAGGUUCCGGCAUGCAACCUACAGGCCUUCCGGUCACCAUCCCCAUCCCUGGGCUUACUACCUACCCACUGCCCACUGCUGGAGACGAAUGUUAUAAACCUCUCCGGAUCUCCCGACUCCCACCGCACAGCUUCACAGCCUCUUCAGAACUCGCUGAUCAUCCGGCGUACACGGCCCAGCUAAACCGGGUCUCUCCGAUGGCAGAACUUCAUGGCUGGAGCCCACAGAACAGUGAUUACCAGGAUCUCCCGGCCAGGGCGCCCCAUCUACAGAUUGACCUGCAGGAGCCGAGGAACCUUACAGGAAUUGCAGUGCAGGGUGGCGGUUCCUUGGAUUUCUAUGUCAGCAGCUUCUCAGUCCAGUUCAGUGAUGACGGGGUGCACUGGUCCGAUUACACCGAGAGGAGCCCCGACACCGAACCGGACACCAAGGUUUUCCGGGGGAAUUCCGAUGGAUCCACGCCGGUGGCGCGGAGCUUUGAUAGGAUGGUCGGCGCUCGUUAUGUGCGGAUCCUUCCUCUCCAUUAUCAGAGGCGGAUCUUCCUCCGCGUGGAGCUCCUGGGCUGCGGAGAAGUGUCUGCCGGACCGACCACCACGCCCGUCCCCACCCAACACCAGUGCCGGCCCGGGCAGUUCCAGUGUCACAAUGGGCGCUGCGUCCUGGCCGGACCCCAUGGAGUUCUGUGCAAUGGAAUCAACGACUGCGGGGACCAAUCAGACGAGAUCUAUUGUGGCACCGCCCCUUCCCCGCUCUCCCCCGCCAGAUUGGGGUGUCCAAAUUUGGAGUUUUACUGUAAAUCUUCCGGUAACUGCGUUAUGGCGUCCCAACGGUGCGACGGUCACCCUGAUUGUGCCGACGGGGCAGAUGAGAUUGGCUGUGUGUCCACAACGCUGGCCAGCGCCCCCUGGAGCUCCACAGUGGGAGGAGAAAGCCCUCAUUGGCCGAUUGUUCCCACCCCUUCAUCUAGACCAACCAAAGCCACAGGACAGGGACCUGCAGGCACCGCCCAGCCUGAAUUUCCGGAGGGAGGGAUCUCCACACCUCCAGCUUCAUGUGACGGAGCGCUGGGCCUGGAGGAUGGGCGGAUCCACUACAAGCAGCUGACGGCCUCCUCCUACAAAGAGAACAACCCGCCCGACGCCGGGCGCCUCAAUAUCGUCCCAAACAUAAUGAACAUUGUUCCCGGGUGGAGUCCUCUGGACUCGGAUAAGGAGCCGUACUUCCAGAUAGACUUUCUACAGCCCACCUUCAUCUCCGCCAUCAUCACCCAGGGGGGGCGCCAGUCAGGAGGUUACACCACCAAGUACCAUCUCAUGUACAGCAAUGAUGGACACGUCUACCGGAACUUCACCGCUCAGGAGAAGACCUCCCCGCAGAACUUCACCGCUCAGGAGAAGACCUCCCCGGAGGAACCCCAGAUAUUUGAAGCCAACUCAGACAGUAACAGUCCGGUGAGGCGGGAGUUGGGCCGCACCAUACUGACCCGAUUCCUCCGCAUUCAUCCUGUGGAUUAUCACAAGGCCAUCUACCUUCGCUGUGAGGUCAUCGGAUGCCCCUACGUGGAGCACACAAUGGCCGCUGUCACACAAGGUCCGGCUUAUGUCACCAUUCCUGGGGAGGUGAGGCCUUCUCACUGUCAGAUGGGAGAGUUUGAGUGCCGCAGCGGUGAGUGCGUGAACGCCUCCAGAUCUUUGUGUGACGGGAAACCCGACUGCCGCGAUUUCUCCGACGAGGACGGAUGUGGCACCGUGGUCACUCCAGGUCUGGUCAUUCCCCCAGCAGAUGUAACCUUCCCACCUGGACACAGUACAGCCCCGGGCAGCACUCUCCAUCCAGGCUCUUCUCUUCCCGCACAUGUUGGAGAACCGGGAAUAUUGCAACCAUCCCAACCAACAGGAAGCCCGGGAAUGCAGCAAGAGACACCCGGACAGGGAACUGGACCAAGACCGGAGACUGCUGGUCAGCCUGGCAUUCAGGAGAAGCCAUUUGUCAGUGGAAAGCCCGGCAUGAGAAUCCCGGACAGACCCGGACAUAGAGCGGAAUCCACAACCCUGGAGUUUGGAGACGUCUCUUCUCCUGGUCUACUGAUGACGACGUCUCCACCUCAAAGGACAGACGAAACGCCCAGCAGCGUUCCACCCAUGGCUGCCAUCACACUGCCAGGAGAAGGCAUUUCCGGAGGUCCCGGAGUUCGUCCCGGCCCCUUUCACACCGGCGUUCCUGGGCUUGCUGGUAAGAACACAUGGAGUACAGAUUUAGGUGGCACCCCGGGACACACAAGUUUUCCCGCAUUGAGUGUAGGACAAGAAGUGCCAGGAAUGGGUACUCCAGCUUGGGUAGGGACUGGCCACCCUGGUCUAUCUGUUCAACCCUCAAGUCUUCCAGGACAAGCGGAAGUCCCACCAUACAAAGAAGAACCGGUAACUGAAGAAGCUCCAAUGUCCAACCCGUCCAGACCACGCGUGGAGGAGGCGUCAUCCACAUCUCAGUAUAAUGAGACACGUGACCUGCACCACGGAACAGGAACCCCUCCACCAAGAAAUGCCCCUCUGGAGGGUGAACCCCCCGGCCCUGAGAUCUUUGUUCUUCCAGAAGGACAUCAUUCCAGCUUGAAGCCUGGGUCAGGGUCUGUCGUUAUUUGGAAGGAGCCUGUUGAGGUCCCUCCAGAAGAGGGGGGCGUUAGACCAGGGGGCCGCGAGGAAUUUCAUGCCUCUCAUACGUAUGAAGGGACGCCCCCGAUGAAUCUGACCACUGAGCUUCCCAGAAGUACCUGCAGCGUCGGUCAGUUUGUCUGCUCUGCGUUUGGCUGUGUCGACGCCGUUAAUGUUUGCAAUGGACAGGAAGACUGCAUUGAUGGUUCCGAUGAGCAGCUCUGCGGUGAAAUCACCGUUCUGAUGUCCACUCCCACAUGGCUUGUUCCCACCCCAGGCCCCGGCAUGUGUUCACACAAACAGUUUACUUGUCGGUCAGGAGAAUGCGUUUCCUCGGAGAGACGCUGCGACCUCCACCGUGACUGUUCAGAUGGUUCUGAUGAGGAAAACUGUGUGGAUUGCGUCCUCUCUGUCUGGACAUCCUGGAGUGAGUGCAGCCGCUCCUGUGGAUUGGGAGUCAAGUUCCGACGUCGUGAUGUCAUCAGAGACCGGCUUCCGGGGGGUCAUUGUGCCGGAGCUCAAUUUGACAGUCAGAGCUGCUUCGUACAAGCAUGUCCAGUGAAUGGGGCGUGGUCCCCUUGGGGGGAGUGGUCUGCCUGUGAUGCUCCGUGUCAAGGAGGAGUUCGUUCUAGAAACAGGAAAUGUGAAAAUCCGCCACCCAAGAACGGGGGUCUUCCAUGCCGCGGAGAAUCUGUGCAGAUAGAAUCCUGUAACCUACAGCUGUGCGGAGACUCGGAAGACUGCGGCCCGGAGAUGAUCCUCAUCCAUCCUGGAGAGUGCGAAUCCCGGCACACGGACCCGUGUCCGCUGACCUGCCGCAGCCUGAACGCCGAGACCCGGUGUAAUGGCGGCUGUAUGGAAGGAUGCCGCUGUCCUCCUGGUCUGUACCUCCAAGAUGGCGGCUGCGUGAACAUCAGCCGGUGCCGCUGUCACGUGGAGCAUGGCGGCACCCAACUUCCUGGGGAGACCUUCAGUCACGACAACUGCAGUGUGUGCCGGUGUCAGGACGGGAAGGUGACGUGUGACGGCUCCGCCUGUGCCGUGGACUGUGGGUGGUCCGCGUGGUCCCAGUGGACGCCAUGUGACACAACAUGUGGAGCGGGCAUGCAGGAGCGAUUCAGAUCUCCAUCUAAUCCUCCGAGCGAUAAUGGUGGUGCCCCCUGUGAGGGGAACACGCGGGACACCCGAGAGUGCUACACUCCAUGUGCCAAUGAGACGGCCAUAUCCUGGAGUGAUUGGACCCCGUGGUCGCCAUGCUCUAGAACGUGCUUCUAUGAUGUGGAAAAUAUUGGGGUGCGGAGAAGGUUCCGGCAUUGUAACAGCACGUUGUCCUCCUCUGGCCCUCUGUGUGUUGGGGAGUCUGUCCAGGAGGAGCCAUGUGACACGCCGCUGUGUCCCGUUGUUGGCGGCUGGUCCUCCUGGAGCUCCUGGACAGAAUGUACCGUGACCUGCGACUCUGGAACUCAGACCCGAAACCGCUCCUGUUCUAACCCUUCGCCAUUGCAUGGGGGCCCCGAAUGCCGGGGGCCACAGAUUCAAACCAGGGAGUGUAACACGCAGCCUUGCAGAGAUCUGUGUCCACCCAAUAUGAUCCAUCAGACCCCGGAGGAGUGUCGUGGCACCGGGGGGGCGUGUCCUCGCCUGUGUCUGGACCAGGCUGCCCAGGUAGAGUGCGCCUCCACCUGCUACGAGGGUUGCUACUGCCCUGAGGGGCUCUUCCUGCAGAACAACAGCUGUGUGCCGCAGACUGAAUGCUCCUGUUACCACCAGGGGGCGCUCUACCAGCCCGGGGAGAAUGUGACGCUGGAUGCCUGCAACAACUGCACCUGUGUGUCCGGAGGGAUGGUCUGCAGUGCAGCUCCGUGUCCAGUGGACUGUGGGUGGAGUGAUUGGACCUUGUGGAGCUCCUGCAGCCGUACGUGUAAUGUUGGCACCAGACGACGCUACCGAUCGGGGACAAACCCAGCUGCCGCAUUCGGAGGUCAGGAUUGCGAGGGGUCCGGUGUGGCCAUUGAGUUCUGCAGUUUACAGCCCUGUAAAGGCUCUGCUGGGGACUGGGGUCCAUGGUCAGAAUGUUCCGUGCCCUGCGGCGGAGGAUAUCGGAACCGCAGCCGCGUCAGUGUCGUUCUGCGCCGCAUUGAGUUCUCCACCUGUAACCUCCAUCCGUGUUCUGGAGAGGAUCCCGGGAUCUGUCCGGAUGGGAAGGUGUGGAAGGAGUGUAGUGAAGGCCCCGCCUCCUGCGCUCAUCUGGAUGAUGAAGAAGAAGAUGACGGGACGUGCCAGCCGGGCUGCUACUGCCAGAGGGAGGAGCUUCUGUUGAAUAACCGCUGUGUCCCCCCAUCGCUGUGUCCCUGUACUGAGAGCGGAGUCCUCUAUGAACCUGGAGAGAUGGUGCUGAGGGACUGUAAUAAUUGUUCCUGCCUCUCGGGACGGAUCGGUAAUUGCUCGCAGCUCCCCUGUGGCGCUGUCGAUGGGAAUUGGUCGGAUUGGACGCCGUGGAGCGAGUGUUCAGCGACGUGUGGGGGAGGGUUCCAGAACCGCUACCGAUUCUGCACCGACCCGCCUCCCUCCAGAACCGGGCUGCCCUGUGAGGGUCCCGAGCGGGAGGAGCGGCCCUGUGACCCGGAGCCGUGUGAUGAAAGAGGAGACUGGAGCGCGUGGAGCGGCUGGACGGACUGUACCAAGACGUGCGGCGAGGGGGUGAGAUCUCACAGCCGCAAGUGUGAUGACCCCUCCCCAUUGGGGGGCGGAGACUACUGUGAGGGUCUGAGCACAGAGGUGGAGCCCUGCCAGCUUGCGCCGUGUCCGGUGAUGAACUGUUCAUCGAUCGCGGACGCGGCAUACAGCGGCUGUGGCCCGCCCUGCCCCAGGUCAUGUGAUGACAUCACGCAUUGCACUGAAUCCUGCCAGCCGGGCUGUUAUUGCCCCCCGGGGAAGGUCCUGGCAGAGAACGGCACGGCCUGUGUGGCUCUAGAAGAAUGCACCUGUCUGGACCUCCUGACCGGAGGGAGGCGUCUUCCUGGCGAGACCGUCCCCCGAGGAGAUGGGUGUAAUAACUGCACCUGUGUGAACGGAACCAUGCAGUGCACCGGGGUCCCCUGUGCGGUGGCUGGAGGCUGGUGUGAUUGGUCAGACUGGACCCCGUGUUCCAGAACGUGUGGUACAGAGAUGGUGACGAGGUACCGGAGUUGUGCCUGUCCUAAACCGCUUGGCGGAGGAGAGCCCUGUGAUGGGGUGCAGCAGUAUUUUGGUGAAACGGGAGUGCAGCUGGAGAGGAAGGAGUGCCCUUCACCCUCUUAUUGCCCAGUGAACGGACAGUGGGGCCCCUGGAGCCCCUGGUCAGAAUGUGAUAGCUGCUCUGGGGAUUCUGUGAGGACCAGACAGUGCAACAGCCCCCCUGUGCGGUUUGGGGGCGCUCCGUGUGAAGGGGAGUCCCGGCAGAGCAGAAUCUGUCACCAUAACAUCACACAGUGCUCAGAAUGCGGUGUCGGUCUCGUAGACUUUCGGUGCGGGAAGCCGUGUCCUCGCUCCUGUGAUGAUCUCCAUGGAGACACCGUCUGCCUGGACACCGCAGAGUGUCAGCCCUCAUGUGGGUGUCCUGAGGGUCAGCUGAUGCAGAAUGGGACGUGUGUGGAGUCAAGCGAAUGUCACUGCAAGUACCAAAACCGAUCGCAAGGAGGAUCGGAGUUUGGUAACGGCUCCGCCUGGUCCGGUCCUGAGCCCUGGCAGGAUCUAAUGUCUGGAGAGAUUGUGAUUCUUCAAUGCCAGAACUGCACUUGCAUUGGUGGCCACUUGCACUGCACUUCCGACCCGCGUUGUGUUCUGGAUGGGGGUUGGGGUCCCUGGAGUUUGUGGUCUUCGUGUUCUUCAAGUUGUGGAGAAGGGAUCCAGACCCGUAGGAGGAAUUGCGACAGUCCAGCUCCUCAGAAUGGUGGAAGAACCUGCACGGGGGGUGAGGAGCAACAGAGGACCUGCCAGGGGCCCACCUGUCCCGAACCGGAUCCUUGGAGCGAGUGGUCCCCAUGGUCUCCGUGUAGCCUUAGCUGCGGGGGAGGGGAGCAGAUCCGGGUGCGGGAAUGUCGGCGUCAGGAAUGUGAAGGAAAAGCCAUUCAAAGUAGGAUGUGCAACAACCAGGUUUGUCUAGAUGUGGGCUGUCCGAUUGACCGAUUGUACCGCGAAUGUGGAAAGGAGGACAGCUGCCCGUACAGUUGUGCCCACCUUACCCAGCAGGUGGAGUGCUUCCCCGAUGAGUGUGAGGAAGGGUGUCACUGCCCGCUGGGCACCUACUUCCACAACGGCUCCUGCAUCACGGAUUGUCCGUGUGUGGUGACGGAAGAGAUUCUACAAGGACUCAGGAAUGCCACACCUCGUGCCGCACCCCAUCCACCAGCGCCGGUCACCGUCCACGGAGCCGAGCUCGUUCCGGGAGAAGAGGUGACAUCGGGAGACGAGAUCCACUAUGGCUGCAGCUCCUGCACAUGUGAGAAGGGCCGCAUGGAGUGUGCAUUUUCCGCUUGUCCUCAGGAUGGAGGCUUCACCUUGUGGUCUCCCUGGAGCCCCUGUUCUGUCAGCUGCGGAGGCCUGGGCAAUAUGACGCGGUCCCGGAACUGUUCGAACCCUCCGCCAGCCAAUGGGGGUAGAGAAUGCGAGGGCCCCAGUGUGGACAUUAAAUACUGCCAGGCACCAGACUGUGAAGACGUCACCCUGCUGUCCCCGGAGCCCCCCACUGACAUGGCCGGCCCGGCAGAUGAGGUAUUUAGCCCCUGGUCCCCAUGGACUCCAUGUUCCAAGAGCUGCUCCGACCGCCAAUUCCCUGCAGUGAAGGCGCGGUCCCGGUUCUGUCCCUCUGGAAGGAAUUGUAGCGGAGAGUCAUUCCAGGAGAAUAUCUGCAACCUCCCGCAGUGUACAGGUCCCGACUCUCCUCUGUGUGUCGAUGAGGAGUGUCAGCAGAGGAACUGUUCCUGGAACCCCUGGUCGGAGUGGAGCGAGUGUUCCCGAUUCUGCGGGGUGGGACAGCAGAGACGUCUUCGCACUUACAACCCGCCCGGUGAGAAGGGAGUUUGGUGUGAUGACAUCCUGACCGGGAACACGGAGAGGAGAUUUUGCAACCUGCAGGCAUGUAAAGUGAAUGGCAGCUGGUCCAAGUGGAGCCCGUGGUCCUGGUGUGACCGGACAUGCGGUGGAGGAAGAUCGGUGAGAAGUCGGACUUGUACCAGUCCACCUCCAAAAAAUGGAGGGAAAGAGUGUCCUGGUGAGAAAUACCAAGUGAGGAUCUGCAACCCCAAACCCUGCGAGGAGGGAUGCCCGCCGGGUAUGGAGGAGGUGGAGUGUGCCAAUCACUGCCCCAGGCGUUGCUCGGACUUCCAGCAGGGAAUCAUCUGCCUGGAUGGGGAUGGCUGUGAGCCGGGGUGUAGGUGCCCGGCAGGAACACUGGAGCAGGACGGCCGGUGUGUGGCCCUCGCGCAGUGUGAGUGCACGGACAGCAGGGGGCAGAGCUGGAUGGCUCAGAGCUCCCUCCAGGAGAACUGCAACAACUGCACCUGCACCGACGGUCGCCUCUCCUGCACCGACCUCACCUGCACCGCCGCCGAGUGCAAUUGGAGCCAAUGGUCCACCUGGUCUCAGUGCUCCGUCACCUGUGGGAGUGGCCAAGAGACUCGUAUCAGGACCUCCACAUCGGGAUCACAGAGAGAGAAGUGCCGCAAUCCAGAAAGUCAAUCCCACCCGUGUCACCCCGGAAAGUGUCCGGAGCUGUGCCCACACGGGGGCUGGGAGCGGCAGAUCGGGGACGUGUGGCUGGUGGGAGAGUGCCAGCAGUGUAUCUGCACCCCAGAGGGGAACUACUGCCAGGACAUUGAAUGCCGAGUGAAUGGGGACUGGACACCGUGGUCUCCGUGGUCUGACUGUCCAGCCACGUGUGGUGGUGCUGCUGUCCAGAUCCGCAGUCGUGCCUGUAUCAACCCCCCUCCGCGUAACAACGGUUCUGAUUGCGUGGGCCCAGACACCGAAAGGCGAAACUGUACCAACCAGCACUGUGAGGGCAGCAACCGGUGUGGCUGGUCGGAGUGGAGUCGGUGUUCCCGAAGCUGCGGCACUGGAAUUAGCAGCCGGACUUGGCGGUGCGACUGUCAUGGAGCUGAAUCUCUGGAUGUGCCAUGUAACAGCACUGAGCGCGUGGAGACCGCGGCGUGUUACCUGCAGCCGUGUGAAGGAAGCUGUUUCUGGGGCCCGUGGAGUAACUGGUCGGAGUGUUCGUGUCACUCUGCCCUCCAGCACCGCCUCAGGGAACCCCGGGGGCCAAACGCUGACGCAUGUGACAAGCUGGGGAGUGAAGUUCGGACAUGUGACCUGUCUCAGUGCUCAGAGUCCAGCUGUCGGCCACCAUUUGUAUUCAGUCCGUGUGGUUCUCCAUGUCACAGCCUCUGUCCCUCCCGGUUAUCGCCAGAGAUUUGCCGCAAUGUGUCCACCUGCCAGCCCGGCUGUUACUGCCUUCCGGGGUUCUUGGAGCAGGAGGGCGAAUGUGUCCGUUCCUCGGAGUGUGGCUGUCCAUACACGUCUCAGGAUGGGAUGGCGUAUCUGGCCCCGGGCAGCACCGUGCAUCUUGGCUGCAGAGAGUGCGUCUGUCACCAGGGGGAGCUGCAGUGUAACCGACAAAACUGUGAAGGUCAAGCCUUUCUCAGCGAAUGGUCAGAGUGGACGCCGUGCAGUCGCUGCAUCCCGUCACCUCACAAUGACUCCGUGCCGCCAUCUUUCCACUCCGUCCAGCACCGACACCGGAUCUGCCUGAAUGCCCGGACCGGCUUCCCAUGGGUCGGAGAUUCUCCGUCUUGUAGAGGGGAGCUGACCCAGGAGAGGCUUUGCCCCGUCCCGGGGAUCUGUGAUGAUCUGUGCGUUUGGAAUGAGUGGGGGGAAUGGAGUCCUUGCCGGGAGCCCUGCAGUGGUGGUUUCCGCUCUAGAUGGCGCCAUGUUUAUCAUCCCAUGGACAUGGCCCAGUGCCAGGGUGCCCGCUUUCAGUCUGAGAGCUGCAACACGGCGGCCUGCCCAGGAGAGAAUUGUGAGGAUCGUGGGAAGGCCUCCAAGGUGGAAUGUGCCAACAAGUGUCCUCGCUCCUGUGCCGACCUCUGGGAACAUGUGGAAUGUCUACAGGGACAGUGCCGGAUGGGGUGCCGCUGUCCAGAAGGCUGGCUUUUGCAGGAUAAGACUUGUGUGCCGGUGGCGGAUUGUCGCUGUGGACUGCCAACGUCCAAUGGCAGCACAGAAUAUGAACCCGACGCCGUUGUCCGUAUCGGAUGUAAUAAUUGCACCUGUGUCAAUGGCACUUUCAUCUGUACAGACCUGCUGUGUCCCGUGUACGGGCCCUGGACUGAGUGGGGCCCCUGUUCUGUGAGCUGUGGUGGGGGCCACAAGUGGAGGAGUCGCUCCUGUACAGAGAGGGGUCCAGACGGAGCCGCCUGUGGGAGUGAGAGUCGAGAGGUGGAAGAGUGUAAUAGUGAGCUAUGCCCAGCGAGCUGCGUGCUCAGCCAAUGGUCCGCAUGGAGCGAUUGUAGCGCCAGCUGCGGGGGAGGAGUCUCCGAGAGGAAUCGAACGGUCCUGGUAUCGGCCGAUCCCGGCGGAGAACCGUGUCCGAAUCUGCUGGUCCUGCACCGAACCUGCAACUCCCACAACUGCACUCCAGAGUGUCCCGACGGUCAGAUUUACAGCGACUGCGCCAAUUCCUGCCCUAUGAGCUGCGCCGACCUCCGACCCGACACCGCCUGCCUGAAUGAGACGUGCCAGCCCGGCUGUGCCUGCCCCCGAGGAGAGGUCCUUGAGGGCGGAGUCUGCGUCUCCCCGGAAGAUUGUAUGUGCGUUCUCCAACCCUCCCCCCACCUGCCCUGGACUGCCAACCUGACGCUGGAGGAGCGGGGGAGGGCGUACCCGGCGGGCACCGUCAUCUACCACCAAUGUAACAACUGCACCUGCCACAUGGGAAGCUUCCUGUGCACUGCGGAGGACUGUGCCGUGGACUGUCGGUGGUCCCAGUGGUCGGACUGGUCGCCGUGUUCCGUCACCUGCGGGGCCGGAGUCCAAACCGCGCAGCGGCGGAAAAGCCAACUGCGUCUGUAUGAUGGAGAGGAAUGUACAGGGACCGCGACCCGCCGGAGGGACUGCGACCUCCCAGAUUGCAGUUGUCCCCUCAGGGAGAGGUGGAGAAGUCCUUCCAUGGAUGAAGAGUUGUGUGAAAGGACUUGUCAGGAACUGUACAGAGAGGAAUGGAGGAACUGCAGCAGCGGCACCUCGGGGAGCUGUGUGUGUGAGACGGGGACUUACCGGAGCCGUACAGGACAGUGUGUGAGUCCUGCGCACUGCGAGUGUGAGCACCACGGAGAGCUCUACCAGGCGGGAGCGACAUGGCAGGACGAGUGUCUCGUGUGCCACUGUGUAAACGGUCUCGGAGUCUGUGCGCCAGUGUGCCCCCCGCUCUACUGUGUGGAGGGAGAGGUGAAGGUUCAGGAGCCCGGAGAGUGCUGCCCGGUGUGCCGCAUGGAGAUCCCAGCCGAUCGAUCGCCGGUGUGCCGCCUCCACACGGAACUCCGGAACAUCACCAAAGGCAACUGUUACCUGGACCAGGUGGAGGUCAGCUUCUGCCGGGGCCGCUGCACUUCCUGGACCAACGUCCUGGCUGAGGAGCCCUACCUCCAGACCGUGUGCGACUGCUGCAGCUACAGGCUGGACCCCGACACCCCGGUGAAGAUCCUCAACCUCCAAUGUGAGGACGGGGAGGAGGAGCCAGUGGUCCUUCCCGUCAUUCAAAGCUGCGAGUGCAGCAGUUGUCAAGGCGGAGAUUUCUCCAGGCGCUGAGCACGCGGCGGACGUGAAGGAUGUAAAUACGUUGGGGGCGGAGCUCCUCCUGUAUAGAGCGCUGUGUACAAAGUCUAAUAAAGAAUUUUUGAAGCAAAUUGA